CCCAAUUGCUUAUUCUCCUUCGACAAGCCGGCCACCGUCCAUCGCUGCUUCGCUUGCUCCCACCCGAAGCAACGCGAACGCGACGCGCUCCCCUCCCCGCCACCUCGCGGCGGUGAGACCAGGCCUCCGCGACCCUCGCCGGCCGUCCCUGAGCGCCGCCCGCACCGGCAACUCGGUUUCGAGGCUGAUCUCGGCAGAUUGCUCUAGUACAAUGAGCUGGAGAUUUCCUCUUUUUGGCAGCAACUCGCAGCAGCAGCAACCUGAUCCAAAUUUCCAGGACAACCCUACGCAACCUUGGUACCCUCAGUCUGUAGUUGGUUCAUCUUCACAUCCAUCCACACCAAGCUCUUCCAAUGUUGGUCCACAUCAAAGAGCUUCUGAUAAUUCCCAGUCUUCAUCGCGUGCUCAACCAUCUCCAGCUGAGGCUGCAGGGAUAAUUGCUCGGUUAAAGGACAAAAGUGUUGAUGAGUUGCAGAGGCUGUUGAAAGACAAAGAGGCAUAUAAUGCUUUCUUCAAUUCACUCGAUCAAGUUAAAACCCAGAACAACUUACGCGAUGAGCUUAGAAAGGAGACAGUGCAACUUGCAAGAGAAAAUUUGGAAAAAGAGCAACGGAUCUUGGAGCUCAGGAAUCAGUGCACCAUUAUAAGAACUACAGAACUAGCUGCUGCUCAAGAUAGGUUGGCUGAGUUGGAAAGGCAAAAGGAUGAGAUUAUGAGGUCAUAUUCUCCUGCUGCACUGCUCGACAAGCUCCAAAAAUCGAUGGCAAAGUUGGACGAGGAGUCGGAGGAGCUGCACCAGAAGUUCCUGGAGAAGGACAUUGACCUCCCAACCUUUGUUCAGAAGUACAAAAAGCUCCGCGCCGCCUACCACAAGCAGGCGUUGCUCCAUCUCGCCGGCAAGACCUCACUUCGCUGAAAUCCAUCGGCCGUCUGUAGGACGAACACCCUGUUGUAUGAGUUUCCCAUUUCUCCAUCAUUCUAUUCUGUCGUGGUGUCUGUCCACUUGGCUGUUUAUCAGUGCCGCUUAAUAUUGUAGGGCUUGUGAAAACGUCAGGGUUUGAUUGCAUUUGUAGAUAUACGAUUGUAUUCGCAUCAUGGAAUUUUAUGUAUGAUCAUUUGGCUGGUGCCAACGCCAGUGAAGCAUUUUGACCUGUCAGAGACACGGAAACAAAUAUAAAUCUUGUGUUCAAAUCUGAGCACGAACCAGGAUUGUGCCUUGUGCAAAUCUUGUACGUACAAAA
Messenger RNA from Oryza sativa Japonica Group (Japanese rice), 1241 nucleotides. Its product is annotated as vacuolar protein-sorting-associated protein 37 homolog 1. Gene Ontology annotation, cellular component: ESCRT I complex. NCBI's taxonomy places the organism in Eukaryota, Viridiplantae, Streptophyta, Magnoliopsida, Poales, Poaceae. The record is from RefSeq and is a predicted model, not a curated record. Gene Ontology annotation, biological process: protein targeting to vacuole; ubiquitin-dependent protein catabolic process via the multivesicular body sorting pathway; protein targeting to membrane.